Molecule: messenger RNA, 1137 nt
Organism: Onychomys torridus (southern grasshopper mouse)
Lineage: Eukaryota; Metazoa; Chordata; Mammalia; Rodentia; Cricetidae
Gene: Klf1
Product: Kruppel like factor 1
Exons: 3
Coding region: 1-1137 (378 amino acids)
Biological process (GO): regulation of transcription by RNA polymerase II
Molecular function (GO): RNA polymerase II cis-regulatory region sequence-specific DNA binding; DNA-binding transcription factor activity, RNA polymerase II-specific
Source: RefSeq, a predicted model, not a curated record
AUGAGGCAGAAGAGAGAGAAGAGGCCUGAGGCCCAGGGUGGACACCAGCCAGCCAUGGCCACAGCUGAGACUGCCUUACCCUCCAUCAGUACGCUGACCACCCUGGGCCAGUUCCUGGACCCCCAAGAGGACUUCCUCAAGUGGUGGCGCCCUGACGAGACACAGGAUUUGGGCCCGGGUCCCCCGGAUCUCAUGGGGCCAUCCCUUCACGUGAGUGUGAAAUCGCAGGCCCCUCCCGGACAGGACGAGGACGAUGAGAGGGAUGUGACCUGUGCCUGGGAUCCGGAUCUUUUCCUUACCAACUUCCCAGGUCCCGAGCCGCCAGCCACUCCCCGGACCUGUGCUCUGGCGCCCAGCGGGGGCCCGGUGGCACAGUACGCGCCGCCCGAGGCUCUGGGCGUCUAUGCUGGUGGCCCAGGGUUGGUGGCCGGGUCUUUAGGCUCCGAAGAGCACUCGGGCUGGGCGCACUCCGCCCCGCGAACCCCAGUCCCUGAGCCCUUCGUGGCCCCUGACCUGGCCCCGGGAUCCGCGCCCAAGGUGCAGCCAGCGUUCUCCGAUUCGCGAGCGGGCUCCGCAAGCGGGUUCUUCCCGCGGGCUGGGCUCGCGGUGCCCGCGGCCCCCAGCGCCCCCUAUGGGCUGCUGUCAGGGUACCCCACCCUGUACCCCGCGCCACAGUACCAAGGGCAUUUUCAGCUCUUUCGCGGGCUCACGGUGCCGUCUGCUGGCCCCGCCGCGCCCCCUUCCUUCCUGAAUUGUCUGGGACCCGGUGAGGUGGGCACAGAACUGGGGGCCUCAGCGCUCGCGGGAGACGCAGGCUUGUCCCCGGGAGCCGCACCGCCCAAGCGCAGCCGGCGAGUUUUGGCACGAAAGAGGCAAGCGGCACACACCUGCGGGCACCCGGGCUGCGGAAAGAGCUACACCAAGAGCUCGCAUCUGAAGGCGCACCUGCGCACGCACACAGGAGAGAAACCUUAUGCCUGCUCCUGGGAUGGCUGCGGCUGGAGGUUCGCUCGCUCUGACGAGCUGACGCGCCACUACCGGAAGCACACUGGCCAGCGACCCUUCUGCUGCGGACUCUGCCCACGUGCUUUUUCGCGCUCUGACCACCUAGCUUUGCACAUGAAGCGCCACCUCUAA